Myiozetetes cayanensis is the source of this 812-nucleotide messenger RNA. RefSeq lists its product as uncharacterized. The record is from RefSeq and is a predicted model, not a curated record. Bases 105 to 812 code for a protein of 235 amino acids. The transcript has 4 exons. NCBI's taxonomy places the organism in Eukaryota, Metazoa, Chordata, Aves, Passeriformes, Tyrannidae.
GAAAAAGCUUUCAAGAAACCAGAACAAUACUUACUGCACUGAACUCUAUUCCUUUUCUACAGUAGGAAGUCAGCAUCAAACUAAACCAUGGGACAGAAGGGCACAUGGAAAAAGAAAGAACAGACUUUUCAAGCAAGGGGAGGUACUUAUGGAAUAUGCAGGAGUAUGUACUGGAAAACAAAUUACUAGUUUCUUUUUCUUUGAUUUAUACUGUUUACCCUAAGGCCUUGCUUCAUUUUCUCAAUGGGGAAAAAAGGACACUGAAAGCUAAUCCUCUGUGUGAAACGACACUGAUGAUGUCACUGAUAAGAGUGGACCUUAUUGCCUGGGAUUUACAGAGCACCAAGUUUUGUGGUGAAGUCAACACACUGGAUGGAAGCAACACCAUGCAGAGGGACCUUGAGAGGCUUGACAGGUGGAUCUAUGGAAAACUCAUGAAGUUCAACAAGGCCAAGUGCAAGGUCCUGCAUCUGAAUCAGGGCAAUCCCAACCGCAAAAAAAGGCUGGUCAGUGAAUGGAUUAAGAGCAGAUCUGGGGAGAAAAACUUGAGGGUGUUGGUAAAUGAGAAGCUCAACAUGACUCAGCAAUUUGUGGUUGCAGCCCAGAAAAACAACUGUAUCCUGGGCUUCGUCAGAAGAAGUCUGACCAGCAGUUUGGCAGAGGUGAUUCUACUCGUCUACUCUGCUCUUGUGAGACCCCACCUGGAUGGCCCAGAUUGGAAAUGUGUGCAGGAAACAACGUUGGUGCAGGGCUGUACUUCCCUUGGCAGGUCUUUUCCAUCCUCACUGUCUCUGGAGCUUGUGUCUCUCUGA